Molecule: messenger RNA, 2203 nt
Organism: Leptopilina heterotoma
Lineage: Eukaryota; Metazoa; Arthropoda; Insecta; Hymenoptera; Figitidae
Product: mucin-22-like
Exons: 3
Coding region: 280-1677 (465 amino acids)
Source: RefSeq, a predicted model, not a curated record
ACUUGGUGGACUGAUUAGUUUAUUAUCAGAGGUGCUAGUGUGAGCUUCCUCGAAAAUUUAACCACAGCACUGUCAAGAGUGAAAAGUUCAGUUGAAAAAUAAAUCAUCGCAAAAAAGAAAAAAUUGUUGCAAUAAGUGAAAAAAAGCGUUUUUUAUAUUUAUUAUCAUUUUAAUGUAUUAAUUUCUUUUUUUUUUGUUUUUUGAACUAGUUUUUAUCUUUUUCUUAUUUAACUUUUAAAUUGUUGUUGAAUUAAUACAUAAGUUUCCUUUAGCAGCAAAAUGAUGUUAAAGGGCAAAAAUAGUUUAAGAGAAAAAUUAUUUUUCGGAGUUCUAUUAUUCUUGUUAUGUACUCAAGAAGGUUUCAGUUUAAAAUGCAUGGUUUGUAGUAUUGAUGCAUCAGGAAAAUGUAUUGAAAAAGAGAAGGUAUGCAGUAGUGGGACAGCAACAACAACGGAAGCAACUAUUACUACUGAGGGUAUAACGACAACUCCUGGAGAAGCAACUUCGACUCCAGGAUUAAGUUCAACUUCUAGUUCAGGAUCAAGUACGACGGAGAUAACAACUUCCAGUCAAGGAUCUAGUACAACAGAAGAAACAAAAUCUACCACUGCAUCGAGUUCAACUCAAGACCCAACAUCUACUUCUGGAUCCACAACAACAGAUGGAUCAACAACAACAGAUGGAGUAAUAUCUAGUUCUGAAUCUACAACGACAACAAAGGAACCAACAACAACAGAUGGAGUAAUAUCUAGUUCUGAAUCUACAACGACAACAAAGGAACCAACAACAACAGAUGGAGUAACAUCUAGUUCUGAAUAUACAACGACAACAGAGGAACCAACAACAACAGAUGGAGUAACAUCUAGUUCUGAAUCUACAACGACAACAGAGGAACCAACAACAACAGAAGAAUCAAGUACAACAGAUGAGACAACCACAACAGAUGAAUCAACAACAACAGAUGGAGUAACAUCUAGUUCUGAAUCUACAACGACAACAGAGGAACCAACAACAACAGAUGGAGUAACAUCUGGUUCUGAAUCUACAACGACAACAGAGGAACCAACAACAACAGAUGGAGUAACAUCUGGUUCUGAAUCUACAACGACAACAGAGGAACCAACAACAACAGAUGGAGUAACAUCUGGUUCUGAAUCUACAACGACAACAGAGGAACCAACAACAACAGAUGGAGUAACAUCUGGUUCUGAAUCUACAACGACAACAGAGGAACCAACAACAACAGAUGGAGUAACAUCUAGUUCUGAAUCUACAACGACAACAGAGGAACCAACAACAACAGAAGAAUCAAGUACAACAGAUGAGACAACCACAACAGAUGAAUCAACAACGAUAACCACCACAAUUUCUACUGUUGGACCAGUGAAAUCGUUAAUAAAUAAACUCGCCAAUCCGCUUACGGCCCUGAAUCGUCAAAGUCGUUACGUCCGAUCCAUAUUUCGUGCCAAGGAUGGAUUUUCCUGUUACAAAAUAGUUGACAAAGACAACAAAAUAAUGGAAAAAGGUUGUGCAAAAGAAGAGCAGCCAAAAUGUAACGAAGCAAAUAAAGAUCUGUGUACUCAGUGCGAUGAAGAUGGUUGUAACUCAUCAGCUAUAAUGAAAAUUAGUUUCAUUUCAAUUCUAGUACCACUCUUUUUUCUCUUUAUUGCCAUUUAAAUAAAUCCAUUCAAUUAUCGGCAUAAUUAUUCUUUUGAUGAAAUAAUACCAUUUAGCGAAAAAAUUAAUACACUAAAAGAUCGUUAGAAAUCUUGGGAGUUAAGAGUGAGAAAAAAUACAUAUAUAUAUUAUUAGUAAUACUACAGUAAUAUUCGGAACAUUGCAGUAAUAUUACAAAUACUAUACAGAAAUAUUGCAAAUACUACAGAAAUAUUACAUUUCAUAUACAUUCUGCGUUGCUAAAUGUUACAAUCGACUAAUGGAAUAUGUAAUUUUGCAAAGAGAUACCAAAAAAAAAUUAUUUACGCCAAUAAAUUAUUUAGAGACUAUUAAGUAUCAUUUUUACAAACAUUUAAAAUGCAUUACAAAUAUCUUACAAUUUAAAAGUUAACCAUUCAAAUAGCUAGCAAUAAUUAUUCAUUUAUUUCUAUUGAUAAAAUAAGUAUUCGUCAUCAUUGAGAGAAAAAUGAGUGCGCGUAAAGUUUUUUUAAUAGGGAACAAUUUUUUUUUUUUUUUAAAUUGCAUA